AUGACUGCUAUUGACGAGUCGUCAGAUUUACGGCUUCAGUUACAGGCCGAUAAAACCAGCUGGUUAGUUGAAAACACGACCGCACUCUACAAUGUUUCGGAUCUUGCUUCUAGUGCGAUGGCCGCUGCCCGUCAUAAUCACGUUCUCACUCAACAAGAAAGUUCUAACAAUGUUCUUGAAAGAAAUGGCGGGAUCAGUAUUAGUGGAAAAGCGAAUGGUACGGAAAUGGAGGAGGAUAUAAUGUGGAGUUCGAGCGAGACGACAAGUUUAUUGAGUUACAUAGAUCAAAAUUAUAGCGCUUGGCAUUCGGGAAACAAAACGAAAUUUUACAAGCAACUAAUCAGUGAAGUUUUAAAGAAUAGAAAUCCGACGCAGGUUAAAAACAAGGUACAUAAACUUCUCGCGAAAUAUCACAAAAUUCGCGCACAAAAAGCUUCUGGUGGGGCUGCGCCGAACUGGACCUGGUAUGCACGGAUGGAUCAGGUGUUUGGUCAACAUGGACAUACUCCCUCGAAUAAUCUAUUAAUAAUGGGUGAUCCCAAGCCCACUAACAAUAACAACAACAAUCAUAACGGCGUAGAAUCUUCGGAUGAUUCUGAAGAAAAUAAGCGUCCGACAAAAAGGAGGAAGCGUCUAGUAACUCAAUCAUCACAAAUAGUAACACAAUCAUCACAAUCACAGCCACCACAAUCACUACCACUAACAACACACACUACCUCCAAUAUUACCAUCGCUCCUGCUGUCAAUCCACCAGUCAUCAGCAACCUUGAUGAUUUUAAUACCAACGCAUCUACAGCGUCUAGUUGUAGUAAUUCCGCAUCUCGAAUCAUACAACCAUCGAUUAUUAGACAUGUAAACACCGGUUCAUCAGAUUGGCUCGAGACAUAUCUAAAAGAGAAACUUGCAGCUGAGCUACGCGAAUUGGAAAUUCAAAAUAACCUAAAAAAGGAUAAAAUGCAAUACGACUUCCAGAUAGAAAAAGAACGGAUGAAACAUGAAUUUGAAAUACAAAAUAAAAGAGUCGAGGUUGAAAAGAUAAACGCAGAAAAUGCACAAAAGAAGUUGAAUAUGGAUCUCGAGCAUUUUCGUAUAUUAAAGAUGCAACUUGAGUUACAAGUGAAAGAAGCUGAACUGAAAUUGCACCAACAACAGCUUUAA
Molecule: messenger RNA, 1158 nt
Organism: Ambispora gerdemannii
Lineage: Eukaryota; Fungi; Glomeromycota; Glomeromycetes; Archaeosporales; Ambisporaceae
Source: the annotation of a GenBank genome assembly